AUGGUGAGCGUGUCAAUGGGACAUAAUGCUGACAAGAAGCAGGUUGUCACAAUUGGCAUGGACGUCUUGGACUGCCCUGUCUGCUUUGAACCCUUCAAGCCUCCGAUUUUCCAGUGUUCUGUGGGGCAUUUCAUCUGCUCCUCUUGCUGCAACAAGCUGAAUAAGUGCCCUGGGUGCUCAAGAACCUCCUUUGAACACUGCUUGGGCAUGGAGCGCAUUGUCGAAUCCGCAGUGGUUCCUUGCACCUACGCCGAGCAUGGAUGCACCAACAAGAUGUCACGCCCUGAACUAGCCCUGAACAGAACUAGCGCCACGACGGAGCGGGCGCUACACAAGAUCACCUACUUCAACAAGAAAAGCCAUGAGCAGGCGUGCUCCUACGAGCCGUGCUUCUGCCCGGACUCUGGCUGCGGCUUCAGCGGGUCAGUGGCGACGCUCUGGAAACAUUUCACCACUCAACACAAGUGGCCGUCCACGGAGUUCAAGUACUAUACACCGUUCGACCUCAGAGUCAAACCAGGCGCCCACUUCCUCCGAGCUGGCGAUGGUCAGCUCUUCGUGAUGAACAUGGUGUCGGUGGAGCCAGUCGGCCAUGGGGUCUCCCUCGUCUGCAUCCAGCCGAACACUUCGGAGUCCAGUUUCAGGUGCAAUGUUGUCUUCUCCAGCUUCACGGGCCAUCACCAGAUCUCGACGCUGGAGUCAGUCAGGUGCUCGUCGCUGUCGGACGGGCUUCCAAAGAACUACUUCUGCAUCGUGCCCAAGUCUCCUGGUGGUGGCGCUGCCGUCUUGCUCAGAAUCACCAUCGACACUAAGUUGGUGCUCGAAGUCGAGGACGAACAGGAGGAGGAGGAGGACGAUGACGACUAUGAUGAGGAUGAGGAUGAGGAUGACGAGAGCGACGACGAGGAUGGGAAUUAGGGGGCAAUUGUCUGUGGACAUGGAUAGGAGUACGCAAAAUUAGUUUAGCUUAGGACAGGUUCUUUGUAUGGAUGUCCACAUGCCAAAAGCUCAUCAAGCAGACUAUAUUUUUUAGUGCUUCAUAGGAGUAUUAUUAUUCAGUAACUGAGUUUAUAUCUUCUUUGUUGAUACAAGUAUGACUUGGAGUAUA
This is a messenger RNA of Oryza sativa Japonica Group (Japanese rice), 1108 nucleotides long. RefSeq names its product putative E3 ubiquitin-protein ligase SINA-like 6. Lineage: Eukaryota; Viridiplantae; Streptophyta; Magnoliopsida; Poales; Poaceae. The record is from RefSeq and is a predicted model, not a curated record. Gene Ontology annotation, cellular component: cytoplasm. Gene Ontology annotation, molecular function: ubiquitin protein ligase activity.